AUGUCCAUGUCACCUCACCCCUACCUGCACUGGGAGUUGACCCUGGGCUUGAAACCUGGCUGUAGCUGGGACCUGGGGGGUAUCCGGGCUCCUGGGUACUUUCCUUACUUCUUGCCCAGCUGGAUUCACUCCUGCUUGCGAAAAGCUGACAAAAACAAGGACAACAAGAUGAGCUUCAAGGAGCUGCAGAACUUCCUGAAGGAGCUCAACAUCCAAGUGGAUGACAGCUAUGCCCGGAAGAUCUUCAGGGAAUGUGACCACUCCCAGACGGACUCCCUGGAGGAUGAUGAAAUUGAGGCCUUCUACAAGAUGCUGACCCAGCGGGAGGAGAUUGAUCGCACCUUUGCCCAGGCGGCCGGUUCCAGGGAAACGCUGUCGGUGGAUCAGUUAGUGACGUUCCUGCAGCACCAGCAGCGGGAGGAGGCGGCAGGGCCUACACUGGCCCUCUCCCUCAUUGAGCGCUAUGAGCCCAGUGAGACUGCCAAGGCGCAGCGGCAGAUGACCAAGGACGGCUUCCUCAUGUACCUGCUGUCCGCCGACGGCAGCGCGUUCAGCCUGGCGCACCGGCGGGUUUACCAGGACAUGGGCCAGCCACUCAGCCACUACCUGAUGUCCUCCUCGCACAACACGUACCUGCUGGAAGACCAGCUCACGGGACCCAGCAGCACCGAAGCCUACAUCCGGGCGCUGUGCAAAGGCUGCCGCUGCCUGGAGCUCGACUGCUGGGACGGCCCCAACCAGGAGCCGGUCAUCUACCACGGCUACACUUUCACCUCCAAGAUCCUCCUCUGCGACGUGCUCAGGGCCAUCCGGGACUACGCCUUCAAGGCGUCCCCCUACCCCGUCAUCCUGUCCCUGGAGAACCACUGCAGCCUGGAGCAGCAGCGUGUGAUGGCGCGACACCUGCGCACCAUCCUGGGCCCCAUGCUGUUGGACCGGCCGCUGGACGGGGUCACCACCAGUCUGCCUUCCCCUGAGCAACUGAAGGGGAAGAUCUUGCUGAAGGGGAAGAAGCUGGGGGGGCUCCUGCCCCCUGGCGGGGAGGGUGGCCCUGAAGCCACUGUCGUGUCUGAUGAGGAUGAGGCUGCUGAGAUGGAGGACGAGGCCGUGAGGAGCCGCGUGCAGCGCAAGUCCAGGGAGGACAAGCUCAGGCUAGUGAAGGAGCUCUCCGAUAUGGUCAUUUACUGCAAGAGUGUCCACUUUGGGGGCUUCCCCAGCCCUGGCACCCCAGGGCAGGCUUUCUAUGAGAUGGUGUCCUUCUCUGAGAACCGCGCCCUCCGACUGCUCCAAGAGUCAGGAAACAGCUUUGUUCGCCACAAUGUCAGUCGCCUGAGCAGGAUCUAUCCUGCUGGGUGGAGAACAGACUCCUCCAACUACAGCCCCGUGGAGAUGUGGAACGGGGGCUGCCAGAUCGUGGCCCUGAAUUUCCAGACCCCUGGCCCAGAGAUGGAUGUGUACCAGGGCCGCUUCCAGGACAACGGGGCCUGCGGCUACGUGCUGAAGCCUGCUUUCCUGCGAGACCCGAAUUCUACCUUUAACUCACGUGCCCUGGCUCAGGGGCCCUGGUGGACCCGGAAGCAGCUCAGUGUCAGGGUCAUCUCUGGGCAGCAGCUGCCGAAAGUCAACAAGAAUAAGAAUUCAAUUGUGGACCCCAAGGUGACAGUGGAGAUCCACGGUGUGGGCCGGGACGUGGCCAGCCGCCAGACUGCCGUAGUCACCAAUAACGGUUUCAACCCAUGGUGGGACACAGAGUUCGUGUUUGAGGUGGUCGUGCCUGAGCUUGCCCUCGUGCGCUUCGUGGUGGAGGAUUAUGACGCGUCCUCUAAGAAUGACUUCAUUGGCCAGAGCACCAUCCCCUUGGGCAGCCUCAAGCAAGGAUACCGCCAUGUCCACCUCUUGUCAAAGAACGGAGACCAGCACCCAUCUGCCACCCUCUUUGUGAAGGUGUCUCUCCAGGACUAGGUUUGGGGGUUCUGAAGGGGCUGCUCCAGGCAGACCAGGCCCUCUGUCCCCAUGUAGGGAGAGGGCUGGUGUGGCUGCUCCCCACCUCUCACUUGGAGCUAGAGGCCCUGCACUGCCUUCAGCUCUAACAGACGUCUGUGCUGCUGCCUCCCUGGGGUCUCAGGAGCUGGCCCAGUCCCCGGAGCUCUCCUCGAUUCCAUUAGGAAAAGCACUGCAGCCCUCUGCCCUCUGGCCUGGCCCUGGGUCGAGGGUUUUUAUAAAAGUUAUGACUAAGUCC
Molecule: messenger RNA, 2239 nt
Organism: Leptonychotes weddellii (Weddell seal)
Lineage: Eukaryota; Metazoa; Chordata; Mammalia; Carnivora; Phocidae
Source: RefSeq, a predicted model, not a curated record